Molecule: messenger RNA, 3846 nt
Organism: Paramecium tetraurelia
Lineage: Eukaryota; Ciliophora; Oligohymenophorea; Peniculida; Parameciidae
Exons: 1
Source: RefSeq, a predicted model, not a curated record
AUGAAUUUAGUUACUUGUAUCAUAUUUGUUGCCUUAUUGUUUACCCUAGUUUAAUGUGAGUAAUGUAGUCCACUAUGCGAUAUCUGUGAUUCUCUUUCAACUUGUUCAAGAUGUAUUUAGGAUCUUAAAAGAAUACUUCAACUAGUUUAAUGUAUAUGUUAGGAAGGAUAUUAUGAUGAUUUUCAUAAUCCUAUAUGCCUACCAAUAUGCGGAGAUGGAAUGAUUGUUGAUGGCGAAGAUUGUGAUGAUGGAAAUUUUGAUCCUUUUGAUGGUUGUGAUUAAUGCAAAUUUGGAUGUUAAGACAGUUGCCAGGAUUGUUAAGAUGGGUGGUGUUAUGAAUGCAAAACAAAUUAUAUAUUGGAUGCUAGUAUAAAUAUAUGCCAAAUAAAUUGCCUUGAUUAUUUGAUGAUUGGGAAUCCAUUAUGUUAAAAUUAAGAUUGUUUUGAUCAUUGUGUAUUAUGCGAAAAUGGAAUAUGUAAGGAGUGUGAUGAAACAAAUGGAUGGUAUUUGAUUGGGAUAAAAUGUGAACCUAAUUGUGGGGAUGGGAUAAUUGCUUAAGGUUAAGAAUAAUGUGAUGAUAAAAAUAGAAAUCCAUUUAAAUUUUGUGAUUAAUGUCAAUUAAGUUGUACAGAAUAUUGUGAAUUGUGUUAGAAUGGAUUAUGUCUUUAAUGCAAGUUUGGAUUUAAAUUUAUUUCCAAAAUUAUUAAAUGUGUACCUUAUUGUGAUUAUAAUAACAUGAUCCUUAAUUAUGAUGAAUGUGUAGAUAAUUAGACAAACUAGUUAAUUCAUUUAAAUAAAAAUUGCAAUCUUAAUUGUUCAUAAUGUUUCAAUGGAAUUUUGUGUAUCAAGUGUCAAAUUGGAUUUUUAUUAAUUAAUAACUAAUGUAGAGAAACUUAUAGUAUAUAAGUUUACUAAGAAUAGUAAAACAAUGAUGUAGAAUUAAUUUAUUCAAAAUGUUAACCUUCUCAAUUUAUCUGUAAUCUUGGAUGUCUAUCGUGUUUAGAGGGACGUUGUGGAUUAUGUGAUACAGGAUACCAUUUAGAAAACUAUUAAUGUUCAACUAUAUGUGGAGAUGGUGUUAUUGUUGGUGAAGAACAAUGUGAGGAUGGUAACUAGAUUCAAUUUGAUGGCUGUUACAAUUGCUUAUUUUAAUGUUAAUAGGAAUGCUUAAAUUGUCAAUUUGGGAAAUGUAUUGAAUGUCAAAUUGGUUAUGAGAAUAUUGAAUUUAGUUGCCAUGAAUCAUGUAGUAAUUCUAUUAUUACAUUUAAUGAAUUUUGUGAUGACGGAAAUUUAGAACCAUUUGAUGGUUGUUUUAAUUGUAAUUAUUCUUGUGAUCAAAAAUGCGAGAUAUGCAAUUAAGGAAUUUGCUCUAAGUGUUUCGAUUAAGGAUGGGAACUUAAUCUAUCAAUUAACAAAUGUAUAACUAUAUGUGGAGAUUAAAUUGUUGCUGGUGAUGAGUAAUGCGAUGAUGGCAAUGAUCUUAAAAAUGAUGGGUGUUAUGAGUGUUAAAAUGAGUGUUAAAAGGAAUGUCUCAAAUGUAUGUAAGGCAUUUGUUAUGAAUGCAUUGCUCCUCAUUGGAUACUAAAUAAUAAUGUAUGUUUUUGUGAAACAUGCCAAAUUGUAUGUUAAAAUGAAUGCUCAUCAUGCAUUUAAGGAGUAUGUUAUGAAUGCUAAUCUCCAGGUUGGGUCUUAGAUAACAAUAAUUUAUGUAUUUAAGAAUGUGGUGAACAAUGUACCUAAAACAUUUGCGGAGAUGGAAUAUUAAAUCCGUUAAUUGAGGAAUGUGAUGAUGGAAAUAAUGAAAUAAGAGAUGGGUGUGAUAAAUGCCUUUUAGAAAAAGGGUUUUUUUGCAAUCACGAUUAGAAUUUGAUAUCUCAAGGGUGUUCUCGAUGUAAAGAUUUGAAUUGCCUUUAAUGUAAUGUAAUGUAUGAAUUAUAAAUUUGUUUAGAAUGUGAAUCAGGUUAUUAUAUAGACUAAUUUCAGGAAUGCUCUUAAUGUGAUCUGAGUUGUAUUGAAUGCAGUCAAAAUUACAAGAAUUGUACUACUUUUAAUUCUCAAUUUCAAAAUUAAUAAAAUUAACAUAAAUGCAAUUUCAUUUUAGGAAGCUUUAAUGAUUUUGAUUUUUAUGAAUGCAUUUCAAAAUGCGGAAAUGGAUUUUUAGAUGCGCAUGAAUAAUGUGAUGAUAGUAAUAGAGAUAUUUUAGAUGGAUGCAACGAAUUUUGUCAAUUAGAAGAAGGGUAUAUAUUCAAUCUUGCUACCCAUUCCUUACAAGUAGACCCAUAUAUUAAGGUAGAGAGAUUAUAAUCCAAUAAUAAUUAUUAUUCACUUUUCAUAAACUAGAGUUAAGAAUCACUUAAUUUAUCUAGUUUAGUAGUCGAUAUUGAGGGAUUUUCAAUUUAAGAUUACAAUUAUAGUGUCAUUGAAAACAAUAGUGAAUUAGAUUUGAGAUUUUUGUUUUUUAAAACUAUAGAAGCUAAUAAUUUAAUACAUGUUUCAAUCUAGUAUAGAAGAUACUAUAAAAUAAGAUAAUUGGAAGAAACAUUUAUAAAAGAAAUAAUAGUAGUUCCAUAAAGAUAAGUUUAUGUGAGUAAAGAACAAAGACUUUAAGGUGAGAAUAUGGCUGAAGGGUAUUAAACUUUAUUUUCAGUCUAAAUAUACUUAGCACCUCUGGCAGUUAUAUUUGGAGGAUUUCAAUUGUUUUUGGCUAUCCUUGAUAUAAUGAGUUGGAUGAAUAACUUUUAUUUUUUAAAUGUAAAUUAUCCAGAGAAUGUUAUGAUCUUAUUUUUAUAGGCUGAAUGGAGUAAUAUUAUCAAUAUCCCUUCUUUGAAAUUAUUAAAUAAGCCAAAUGAUGAUUACUACUUCUUAGCCCCCAUAAAAUUUACGGAAAAAGAAAUAGAUCCGUUAUUAUUUAACAAUAUUUAAACUCCAAUCAUAUUUGCAUUCCAAGUGUUAUUUACCUAUCUCCUUAGUGUGAUAGUUAUUAAAUUGGCUUAGCUAAAUUACAGGAAAAAUAGAAAAUAAUAGACUAAGUUUUCUAUCUUUUAAUUAGGCGAUAUCGUUAAACCUGAAAAGUCCAGAAUUUCUGAAGUAGAAUAAAACUUUGAAAUACCAAUAUGGUUUUAACCGUUCUUUUAAAAAUGCGUUUACUUAAAGAGCAAUCUAAUGUCUAAUUUAAUGAGAUCGUUUUCUUUAAGCUAUUUAGAUAUUACUUUAGCAGUGAUGCUUUAAAUCACUAAUUAAUAAACUGCUCAUAACUUCAUAGUUAAAAUUAAUGUGAUUGCUGCUUAUGGAUUUUUCUUAUUAAUAUUAUAUCUUAUUUAUAUCUCAUAUCAAAUAUCAUAAGCACAUUAAGUAAAAUUAGAGAAUAAACAGUUUUUUUAAAGGUAUUGUUGUUUUUAUGAAGAAAUGAAAACUUAAUCCUCAAAUUCAAUGGCAUACUCAUGUAUAAAUUUAAUACGGAAAACUUCUUUUAUUGUUUCCACUGUUACUUUAUAUUCCUAUCCUAUAUUUUAGACAUUAUUCUGCUUUCUAUCAUCUCUUUUAAAUUUACUAUUAUUGUUGACAAAUAAUCCAUUUAAAGGCAAAAAAUAAUAUAUCCUAAAUUUAGUUCCUGAUUUUUGCAUAUUUAUAAUCGUAGGUUGUUCAAUUAUUUUUGCUUUUUAAGAUAGAUUUAAAAUAUUAAAGGAUGAAUAAAUUUAUCAAAUCGGAUGGAUUGUUGGAGUAAGUAUCUAUAUAUCAAUUGGGUUGUAACUUAUAUUCUUAAUAUAAGAAAUAUUGUUUUCAUUUUGGAAAUAGCUGAAAACCUUAGGUGAAUAUCUCAAAAGAAAAUGCAUUAAGAAUUAAUGA